AUGAGACUUCGGCCCAACGCCCCGCCCCCCAGCUCCCACCAAAACCCGACCUCCUCGCGCAGCGUCGCCUUCCACCUCACCUACGUGCCCAACCCGGCCCUCGCCCGACGCCUCGAACCCCCUUCCCGGCCCGCAUUCCCAUCCGCGCGCAAACACGCCAGAUGCAGCACGGCGACGCAGCUAGACCGGUUUCCGACGUCCAUCGAUCGCCAUCGGUGCGGCUGUCCUGCUGCGGUGCGGGCGUGGGGGCAGCUUCGGCUGCGCUUGCGUGUCAACUGCGUUGGCUGCGGGGCCGAAGGAUCGAAGGAGCAGAGGCAGCCUCUCGAGGCCGCUGGAAACAGUGAUGUUUCGGCCCCAAGGAAUUCCCCGUCCGUCCGUCCGACAACGCCCGCGUUUGCCGGAGUGGGAUCGAAUCGGCAAUACGGACGGACGGGAGGAUAA
Messenger RNA from Letharia columbiana, 441 nucleotides. RefSeq lists its product as uncharacterized. NCBI's taxonomy places the organism in Eukaryota, Fungi, Ascomycota, Lecanoromycetes, Lecanorales, Parmeliaceae. Bases 1 to 441 code for a protein of 146 amino acids. The transcript is spliced from 2 exons. The record is from RefSeq and is a predicted model, not a curated record.